Xyrauchen texanus (razorback sucker) is the source of this 1103-nucleotide messenger RNA. Its product is annotated as zinc finger CCHC domain-containing protein 10-like. The transcript has 4 exons. The coding region runs from base 23 to 505 and encodes 160 amino acids. The record is from RefSeq and is a predicted model, not a curated record. NCBI's taxonomy places the organism in Eukaryota, Metazoa, Chordata, Actinopteri, Cypriniformes, Catostomidae. Gene Ontology annotation, molecular function: nucleic acid binding; zinc ion binding.
CAGACACAAGAUCGCAGCCAAAAUGGCUACUCCCAUGCACAGAUUGAUCGCACGAAGACAAGCGGAAGCUAACAAACAACACGUUCGCUGUCAGAAAUGUCUGGAAUAUGGCCACUGGUCUUAUGAGUGCACAGGGAAAAGAAAGUACCUUUAUAGACCUUCCAGGACAGCUGAGUUGAAAAAGAAAUUGAAAGACAAAGAAAACAACGCCUCAAAUGAGACGGGACCUGGAAUAGUUUCACAGACUGAAAAAACGACAAAGAAAAAAAGGUCCUUCUCCAGUUCCAGCGGUAGCAGCAGUGAUUCCUCCAGCUCUUCCAGUGACUCUUCCUCCGACAGCAGCGAUUCGUCCAGCUCCUCGUCCUCGUCUGAAGACAGCAGUAGUGACAGCGAGGACAGUUCCAGCUCAUCUUCCUUGUCCGCUUCCUCCAGUUCUGACUCUGAUUCAGAUUCCUCAAGCAGUUCCGACCACGGCCCACCAAAAAAGAGAAAAAAGAAGAAAUGAGGCCCCAAUUUAUCCAAUUCAAAAACGGAACUCAUAUCACACACUGAAUUUACUGGCAACAGCCUGGUAAAGUUACAGUACCCCUACAAAGUUUUUCUUUCUCUAGUACAUGUAUUCAUACACAGGAUAUGAGAGCAGUGGUAUCUCAAGACUAUAAAUUAUAAUGCAGUCACACUUAAUUCAUUUAUACUGACACAUGUUGUUUUAUUAUACUUCUAUUGACUUCCUUUUGACCAUAAACAAUCCAUUUCUGAUUCUCUGUAGUUAGAGUGUGCAUUAUUUUACUUCUGUGACUGCAAACAUAUAUUAAAUGGGUACAUAUUGAAAGGGGCUGGGACAAUCUUUUAAGAACAAUGGUCUUCUGAAAUAAAAAGAAUAACAUGAUUUUUGUGAGAUGUGGUGAAAAUUUAGUAUCAAUAUCAAAGAAUGAGAUCAAAUGCAGUGAAAUGUACUAUUUCAACAAUAAUGCUCAGUUACUGCUUUAAUGUAGAAUCCAUUUUUAAAAAUUGCAGUAUAUCUUUACAGAUAUACAUGUGUACAUAAAUAAGCAAUGGAAUAAUAAUACUUAAAGCAUGUGAGAGUUAUUAAAUGCAUCUGA